Molecule: messenger RNA, 1209 nt
Organism: Electrophorus electricus (electric eel)
Lineage: Eukaryota; Metazoa; Chordata; Actinopteri; Gymnotiformes; Gymnotidae
Gene: srrd
Product: SRR1 domain containing
Cellular component (GO): cytoplasm; nucleus
Source: RefSeq, a predicted model, not a curated record
ACCACAACAUUGCAAGGCACGAGGACGACCGAAUGUGUGGCCAAAUAGCCCGAGUCGUUCCGGGAUGAUGUGUUUAAUAUUGUCCUCACUUAAUGCAGUACUAAACAGUUAUGUUGUGGACGACGGACAGUUGUGUUGGUAUUUCGAUAAGUCUUAUUCAGUUAAAAUCUUACACGUGUGCCUCCUGUGGUAAGAUAGCUGAGCUAGCUAAUUAGCGUUAUGGCUAGCGGUGAAGAGUGGCAGAUUGUGCGUCGCGGCAAAGGAAUAGCCCGUACAGGAAAACGUGUCCAGACAGAAAAACCAGAGGCUUCAGAACCAUCGGAAAGACUUCGGGGGAAACGCAGAAUAACAGAGGCGGUAAAUGAGUUGAAAGGUGACAAUUUCUGGUUGGAAUGGCGAGAGCUCUUGUCUGGCUGCCUGGCUGCCUCUGGCAGAGGUAGCUCUGAGAAUAAGGCAGUCAGUAAGAGGGCAUGCCUGCUCGACUGUGUGUGCUAUGGCCUGGGCAACUUCUCCUCCUGCGUGUCUGCCAGAUAUCAGCUUGCCAUGUUGCUGCUGCUCUUUGACACACUGGAGAUUCCCGUGGGCCAGUGCAGCAUGUAUGACCCAGUGUUUACAGUUUCAGAAUGUGAGACUCUCAGGGAGCUUGGCUUCACUGUGCUGACUGAAAAUGAGGAAGGAAAGCGAGCGAUAUGUCGUCCCACCCUUUUCUACCUAAUUCAUUGUGGAAAAGCUUUGUACAACAAUGUGCUGUGGAAGAACUGGAGUCUUCAGGUUCUGCCGAAUGUCAUUGUUAUUGGCAACAGCUUUCUUGGCAUUCAGGAGAGGAUGCUUCAGAGGGAGCUUGAAAGAGACUACAGCUUCCUCUCAGAUGCGAUAGGUGUGUGUGAGGAGACUAGCCUGCCCUGCUCACCUCGUUUCCUGGAUGUGUUUAAUGACACUGCCCUCAUCCGAUUUCCAACUGAUAAGAUUUCUGAACUCCCAGAUUCCAUCUGGGCUGAGCCUGUGGAACCCCACUACCAACACUGCCCAGACCUGGAGAUUAUCCUGAAGGAGCGUCAACUGAACUAAGGAAAGUGGGUGUGUUAAAACACUUCAGGGUGUGGCUAUAGGGGAAGGAUGUGUGUCUGGAAUAGAGACAUGCACAAACAUGUCUGUGCUAUGUUUCAUUAUGUUGAAUCUGUGCGACAUUAAAAGGUAACUUUAAAAAGC